AUCUUAUUUAACUCGAGCAAACAUUCUAUGGUUCAGCAUACUGAAGUUACUGAACCGAAGUACAAUUCGACUUUGUUUGGUUGGUUCUGUAGAGGAGUAUAGGUCUAUAACGCCAUAGUCCAUGGACCUGGUUCUACAGACGGCCAUCAAGGACACUUGUUUCCUUUGCACAACACAAUGACACGUGUAAAUGUUUAGGCGUUUACUUAUAUCGACAGUGAUUAGACCAAGAGCAAAGAGACUGAUAUCACCUGAUCGUGCAUGGGCAUAAAAUUCAUUCUCCAGUUAAAAUUGGACCUUACAAGGAGUAUUUUUGAGGAUUACCGUCCAGCUAGCACCGAGUACAGAUCGAGACCGAGAGUAACCGUUAUGAUUUAAUAAAGUGACCAGUUAAGCCAUCAUGGGAACUUUUCUUGGCCACAUCCUCCCCGGGACUUUCUUCUUCAUCUAUGGACUGUUGUAUAUCGUCAAAGAUGCCUUUAGUCUGUCUCUAAACUCAAGGAAGAAGUCCAGACCAUCACCACGAUCACCCGGAGAACUCUCUCCUCCAUCAGAACAUAACCAGGACAAAGAUGUAGGUCUUGGCAGAAGUGUCUUUCAUGGAAAGCUGGAAAAGGGUGCGAGUUCAACCAGUAACGGUUGGGAGAGCUUUGAUUUUGAGUCAGAUCACGAAGAGACAUGCCUCUUUUCCCGCGAGGCAGACGACGCUUUCCCGCCAGAUUCUGAACACAAAUUGGAAACACGAGACCAAGAUCUACACUGCGAUUCGUUGGAGGUGCACGAUACUGACGGACAACCAAAACGCAAGUGCGCGCCUCUCAAAGAAUGGUUGACCAACACUUUAAUCAUUGAAGGAAUCUUGAAGAUUGCAUGUGGCAUCUUUGGCGCCAUAGAGGAACUCUGGUGGGGAGGUUGGUACAUCAUCAGUCCUAGAACAGGCAACUUCACCAACAUGAACAACUGGCAGCAUGCAACCAUGUUUACAUACUUCGCCGUCAGCGGGGUAGCCGAUAUCGUCUUCCAGACAUGCCUCAAGUGCAGGCCGUCGUCCCCAUCAGAUAGGCCUCGAGAGAAAAUCUUCCUGUCGCUGGCCUUCUUUGUGGAGGGUCUUUUGUUUUUCUUCCACACGCACGGACGAGAGGAAAUCGACGUCCAUAUCCACGUCCUGCUCGUUAUCGCGAUCCUCGUAUGCGCCAUCGGUGCCGGACUGGAGCCGUGGUCGUACACCCCCGCAUCGCCGGGCGUCAGGCGCAUGUGGGUCACGGCUACAUGCGUUCAGGGCACGUGGUUCUGGCAAAUUGCUUUCGUUCUAUAUAACCCGUGGAGAGACACCAACACAACACACGAAGUCGACGACGAUGAGGUAAUGCAUAACAUGAUGAUGAUGACGACGAUGUUCACGUGGCAUGUUCUUGCCGUUCUUUCAAUAACGUGCUUGAUUCACGUAAUUGUCAGGUAUUUUUCAAAGUUUAGAUGCUGCAAAAAUUAGAGAAAAGUGUAUAUACAGACAUUUUUUAUCAAUUAGAUGAUAUAUCAUUUCAAUGACUGGUGACAAUUUGAGGUUUGUACAUACGGAUAUAGUAUUUAUUUAGGGGAAGUCAUUAAAAGCGAAUUAGGAAGAAUUCAACUGCAAUAUUUGUUAAAUACUUUGCAUAGGCCUACUUGCCAAUAUUCAGAUGAUACGUAAACUUUCUUUAAUUACAUAACGGCAGACAUGGUUUGCAGUUUAUACAAACUACUUUUUACAAUGAUAAUUUACGUCGUUUAAUGUAUUUAUUUUAAACAAAUAAAAAUGGACCAAACUCAAAGGUAAUACAGUGAAACCUGUAUAUAAAGACCGCUCAAGGGAGAC
Strongylocentrotus purpuratus (purple sea urchin) is the source of this 1852-nucleotide messenger RNA. Its product is annotated as transmembrane protein 45B. Bases 401 to 1489 code for a protein of 362 amino acids. The record is from RefSeq and is a predicted model, not a curated record. The transcript is spliced from 2 exons. Lineage: Eukaryota; Metazoa; Echinodermata; Echinoidea; Camarodonta; Strongylocentrotidae.